CGGAGCCUGCGGGAUGCUUCUGCGUCGAGCGUUGGGGGGCGCGGGCGCGCGCUCGGCUGCUGCGCGUGCGUGCGCGCCGCGUCCAGCGUGGCGCUACAGCACCGCCGCGAAGCAGCAGGAAACGCCAAGAAAGACCACAUUUGGGCCUUUGUCUGACCAAGAUCGGAUCUUCACAAACUUAUACGGCCGUCACGACUGGAGCCUGAAAGGAGCGCUGAGGCGAGGAGACUGGUACAAGACCAAGGAGAUCCUGCUGAAGGGAGAAGACUGGAUCCUGAACGAGGUGAAGAUCUCCGGGCUCCGAGGCAGAGGAGGCGCUGGCUUCCCCACUGGCAUGAAGUGGAGCUUCAUGAACAAGCCCAGCGAUGGCAGGCCAAAGUAUUUGGUAGUGAAUGCUGAUGAGGGGGAACCAGGGACCUGUAAAGACCGCGAGAUAAUGCGUCACGACCCCCAUAAGCUCAUAGAGGGCUGCCUGGUGGCAGGGAGGGCCAUGGGCGCCCGUGCAGCGUACAUCUACAUCAGAGGAGAGUUUUAUAACGAGUCGUCCAAUGUGCAGGUGGCGAUCAACGAGGCGUACCAGGCAGGGCUGCUGGGGAGGAACGCGUGCGGUUCGGGGUACGACUUUGACGUGUUCGUGAUGCGGGGGGCAGGGGCCUACAUCUGCGGGGAGGAGACGGCCCUGAUAGAGUCCCUGGAAGGCAAGCAAGGGAAGCCUCGCCUGAAACCGCCGUUUCCUGCUGACAUAGGCGCGUUUGGAUGCCCAACAACGGUUGCCAACGUGGAAACGGUUGCUGUGGCGCCCGCCAUCUGUCGUCGAGGUGGGGCGUGGUUCGCCGGCUUCGGGAGGGAGAGGAACUCCGGGACCAAGCUCUUCAACAUAUCUGGUCACGUGAACACGCCGUGCACAGUGGAGGAGGAGAUGUCCGUCCCGCUGAGGGACCUCAUAGAGAGACACGCUGGAGGAGUUAGAGGUGGCUGGGAUAACCUGUUGGGGGUGAUCCCGGGGGGCUCGUCCACACCCGUCAUCCCUCGUCAUGUGUGUGACGAUGUUUUGAUGGAUUUCGACGACCUCGUGCGAGCGGAGACUGCUCUGGGCACUGCAGCCAUCAUCGUCAUGGAUAAAUCGACUGACGUCAUCAGAGCCGUCGCCCGUUUGGUGGAGUUCUACAAGCAUGAAAGCUGUGGCCAGUGCACCCCCUGCAGGGAAGGAGUGGACUGGAUGGACAAGAUUAUGUGGAGAUUUGUGCGUGGCGAGGCUGCGGUCUCGGAGAUUGACAUGAUCUGGGAGCUGAGCAAGCAGAUAGAGGGACAUACCAUCUGUGCCCUGGGGGACGGGGCUGCCUGGCCCGUACAGGGUCUGAUCCGUCACUUCCGUCCCAUCAUGGAGAGCCGGAUCAGCGAAUACAACAAGAAGAAUCCUCCAAGAGAGCCGGCGAUUGAGAUGGUCUGAAACCAAACAGGAGC
Molecule: messenger RNA, 1464 nt
Organism: Lampris incognitus (smalleye Pacific opah)
Lineage: Eukaryota; Metazoa; Chordata; Actinopteri; Lampriformes; Lampridae
Product: NADH dehydrogenase [ubiquinone] flavoprotein 1, mitochondrial-like
Exons: 11
Coding region: 14-1450 (478 amino acids)
Biological process (GO): mitochondrial electron transport, NADH to ubiquinone
Molecular function (GO): NAD binding; NADH dehydrogenase (ubiquinone) activity; FMN binding
Source: RefSeq, a predicted model, not a curated record